UGGUCAGCACAGAUGUGGACAGGAGCAGGCCGCGACCCCCUGUCCAGCUGAGGCGUCUGGAAGGAGCAGCUGCCCUCACGGGAAGUGUGAGCCCCCAGCUGCCUGGAGCCUGUCCACCUGGCAAGCGGCCUUUGGGAUCAGCCAAGGGAGCAAGUACUCCGAGCCCUGCAGACCGGCCGAGGCCCGUGGGGGGCACCCUGAAGGGGACCCUGUGGGGGAGGCGCAAAGUGUAUCUUCAGAGCAAAUUCCCAGGAGUGGGAUUGCUGAGUCAAAAAACCGUCAGUGCCUCUCUGUGGAAACAAAGUUUCAGCUCUGGGGAAGCUGUGGGACACAGAAGCAUCUCAGAAUUUACCCACGACAACAGAAGCAUAGCAGUUUCAAAACACUCAGUGUACAGAAAAUCAGGGAUGCUGCAAGAAAGCACCGGCAAGGCAGAGCGCAGACCCUCCUGCCUCUCCAAGAACUUGAACAAGCAUGAGGCACAAGAACACUCCAGCUCCUGGUCUCCGGAGAUGCUGUUACACGGACUGAGGGCCAUAAAAGCCAGCCAGGAUGACAAGUUUGCGCAGGUCCUGGACGCGGCGGGGGAGUUCGGCGCGUUCCAGCGGAGGCUGGUGGUCCUCACCUUCAUCCCGAACAUUCUGCUGGCCUUCUUCACCUUUGCUGACUUCUUCGUGUUCACAGCCCAGAGGCCCUACUGCAACACCAGCUGGAUCCUAGCAGUGGGCCCCAACCUCACGGAGGCUGAGCAGAUGAAUCUGACCCUGCCCCGAGAACCCGAUGGAAGUUUCCAGACAUGCGUCAUGUACUUGCCGGUGGCCUGGGACCUGGAUUCUAUCAUCCAAUUUGGCCUCAACCACACGGACUCGUGCCAAGAUGGGUGGGUCUAUCCUGACACCAAGAAGCGGUCACUGAUCAAUGAGUUUGACUUGGUGUGUGGCAAGGAACAGAACUCGGAAACCGUGCAGACCAUCCUCACGACGGGCCUCCUCCUAGGGUCUCUCCUCUUCGGGCUCAUAAGUGACAAGCUGGGCCGCUACCCCUCCAUCCUGAUAUCGCUGCUGGGGCUCAUCGUCUUCGGCUUCGGGACGGCCUUCGUCAACACCUUUCACCAGUACCUCUUCUUCCGCUUCGGCGUGUCCCAGGCCUUGGUGGGCUACACCAUCAGCAGCGUGUCUCUAGCCACCGAGUGGCUAGUGGCUGAGCACCGGGCCCAUGCCAUCAUCCUGGAACACUGCUUUUUCUCCGUGGGAGUCAUGUUCCUGACGGGGCUUGCCUACAGCCUUCCCCACUGGCGGCUGCUGUUUCUGGUGGGCGGAGUACCUGUGUUCCCCCUCAUCUCCUACAUCUGGGCUCUGCCGGAGUCUCCGAGGUGGCUGUUGAUCAAAGGGAAGCUGGACGAAGCCAAGCAGACGCUGUGCUAUGCGGCUGAUGUGAACAAGAAGACCAUUCCUGAAAGUCUGCUGGACAAGCUGCCGAUGCCAGGAAAGAGGGUGAUGAAGGCGUCUAUCCUGGACUUCUGUAGCAAUAAGCACCUCCGGAGGAUGACCCUGGUGAUGGGCUGUGUGUGGUUUACUGUCGGUUACAGCUAUUUUACGCUGUAUCUCAAGUUGAAGGACUUGGACAUGGAUACCCACUUCCGACACGUGAUCCCCAGUGUCCUGGAGAUGCCCGCCCGGCUGUGCUGCAUUUUCCUCCUUGAGCAGAUGGGCAGGAAGUGGAGCCUGUUCGCCACGCUCUUCCAAGGCGCCCUGAUGUGCUUGCUCAGCCUUCUCCCCUCCGAGCUGAAAUCCAUAAUGGUCCUGACGGUCACGCUUGGAGAGUUCAGCCUGGCGGCCUCGACCACCGUGUCCUUCAUCUACACUGCUGAGCUGCUGCCCACGGUCCUCAGGGCAACAGGCCUGGGGCUGAUGUCCAUGGCCUGGGCAGCUGGAGCCAUCUUGUCCCUGAUGAUUAUCGACCAGACACCCAGCCUCCUGCCCAUCCUUGUCUGCUGCAUCUCAGCCGUCCUGGCUUUGUUCCUCUGCUCCCUGCUGCCAGAGACGGAAGACGGGCCUCUCCUUGACGUCCUGGAGCAGUAUCCCCUGCAGGCAAGCAGCCUCUUCAGGGCCAUGGCUGAGAAGCUGCUGGCCGAGGACGCAGCCCACACAGACAGGCCCCAGGACGUGGUGAGGAACACCAUCCUCAACUCCCUGAUCCUGAAGCUGGACUCCGACAUCCUCGCCGCCAGAUCUGCGCAGGGCAGAGCAGAGGACACAGAGCCACAGAGUGGCUGAGGGCCAGGCCCCCUACUGUCUCCCCUGGAGCCCAGGGGCUGGGCAUGGCACGGUGGACCCCAGGCCACGAUUUCCAGGGCCCAGUCCAGCACGGGGUAGGGCGCAGGCCAGUCCCGCUCCAAGGCCAGCCCUCGAGAUCCAGAAAUGGUGCCUCCCGGGGAAGCUAGGGUGUGAUUCAUUGCAAUAAAUGUGCCGUGUUGGGCUUGA
Messenger RNA from Suricata suricatta (meerkat), 2483 nucleotides. RefSeq names its product solute carrier family 22 member 14 (gene SLC22A14). The record is from RefSeq and is a predicted model, not a curated record. The transcript has 15 exons. Gene Ontology annotation, biological process: transmembrane transport. NCBI's taxonomy places the organism in Eukaryota, Metazoa, Chordata, Mammalia, Carnivora, Herpestidae. Gene Ontology annotation, molecular function: transmembrane transporter activity. Bases 408 to 2276 code for a protein of 622 amino acids. Gene Ontology annotation, cellular component: membrane.